Molecule: messenger RNA, 824 nt
Organism: Sphaeramia orbicularis (orbiculate cardinalfish)
Lineage: Eukaryota; Metazoa; Chordata; Actinopteri; Kurtiformes; Apogonidae
Product: dihydrofolate reductase
Exons: 6
Coding region: 57-668 (203 amino acids)
Biological process (GO): folic acid metabolic process; dihydrofolate metabolic process; tetrahydrofolate biosynthetic process
Cellular component (GO): mitochondrion
Molecular function (GO): NADP binding; dihydrofolate reductase activity
Source: RefSeq, a predicted model, not a curated record
UACAGGCGGUUUGUUUUGCAGGUUUCAGUUUCGUGCUGGAGGUUUAUUUGUCGGAGAUGGAAGUGCAACAGAACAAAGUGCAAACCAAACCUGUGCGUCUGAUUGCGGCAGUUUGCAAAGUCAACGGGAUCGGAAAAGAUGGAAAACUACCGUGGAGUUUACCGUCUGAGUUCCAGUACUUUCUGAACACUAUCACAAAGGUGUCACGACCAGGAAAGAUGAAUCUGAUCGUCUGGGGCAGACUGUGUUGGUAUUCCCGCCCAGAAAACAUGCUCCCAUUGGCCAACACUCUGCAUGUGGUGCUGAGUAAGACACUGGACACAGCUCCAACUCACGCCCACUUUCUGUGUCAUGACUUUGAGAGUGCAGUCAGCCUCGCUGUCCAGCCCCCCCUCCAAGACCUGAUUGAGACCAUCUGGGUGAUUGGUGGGACUCAAGUCUACAAGGACGCUUUGAAACAUCCCUGGUGUGACCUGCUUUACCUGACCAACGUCAUGGCCAGCUUUGACUGUGAUGUUUUCUUCCCAGAGUUCGACAGAAAACUAUUUAAAUUACAAGACAGGUUUCCUGGUGUACCCAAUGAAGUUCAAGAGGAAAAUGGCAUCAAGUACAAAUUCCAAGUGUUCAAGAGAGAGACAGUGGAUGCAGAGAAACAGGAACAGAGUUGAUGCCACCUCUGUACGUCCUACAUUACUUUAGCAACUUUCAACAUUUAUUGCAAAAUCAUUUGUGCUGCACAGACUUUCCCUGUGUUAAACCUAAACUGCACUUAUUUAAAUUAAAAAAAACAACACCUUCUUAGCACUUACAAUCAUUAAGCAUUC